CAGUUCCAAGGUCUAUAUAAGUACUUAUAUAGACCUUGCACAGUUCCUUCCCAGACACUCGGGGCUCGCGGGAUUCACGGAAGAUUUUCCUCCUUUUAAAAACAUUUCAGACCACGCCAGACAUGGAGACUCACGCCCACCUCGUCUUUCUUCUCGCCGCCCUGACCCACGACACCCAUGGAAGAUCAUCUGAAGGAGUCUUGGGUCGAGGGAAUAUCUGGGAGGAGGGGAAAAGAGAAACGCCGUCUUCGGAGGUCAGACAGGGUUGUUUGAACCCGUGGGAGCCCGGGUCACGGUCGCCGGAGCGGAGGAAGAGGUCACUGGAUAGACAAGACCAGAACCAUGAAUAUGACCUGCAGGAUCAAGAGCCAGUCAUCGGAGAACCAGCAGAGGACACCACCAGCCUCAAUAUCUCUCUUAAAGCCCCUUUGCCAGCCCUACCUCCAGCGCCAGCUUCAGCCCCACCACCUAUCCCUGCCCCACUCUCUGUCCCAGAUCCUCCGGUGACCUCAUACUCAUCUCCGGGCUUCUCUGUCACCCGACUUCUACCGGUAUUUGUGUCCUCGGAGGUCGUCCGCGCCCCGGAGAGCAUGGGCCAAGGUCUUGCAGCAGAUGGCCGGUAUCUGCCCCCUGGCGUAAGAUUUACUUUGGCCGCCCCGGAUUUCUCCUUCCUGCCCUGCCCCAAGACAUGCGAGACGCGCAACACAAAUGGAGAUUGUGAAAUUGAUGCCACGUGUCUUUUCGGACGAAAGCCACGUGUCUUAGGUGAAUAAUAUGGAUCUCUGUCCCCGUU
Molecule: messenger RNA, 793 nt
Organism: Penaeus vannamei (Pacific white shrimp)
Lineage: Eukaryota; Metazoa; Arthropoda; Malacostraca; Decapoda; Penaeidae
Source: RefSeq, a predicted model, not a curated record